Molecule: messenger RNA, 2844 nt
Organism: Symbiodinium sp. CCMP2456
Lineage: Eukaryota; Dinophyceae; Suessiales; Symbiodiniaceae
Source: the annotation of a GenBank genome assembly
AUGGCGCCGGCUACCUGCGGCUCCCUUGCCGUACGGCUCGGUCCCAGCUGCACCAUUUCUAACCUGGUCCAGGACACGGCGUACACCUUCUCGGCCAGGGAGAUCUGUACGAACGGCGCGCCCUUGGCCUCACCUUGGGGAUUGACUGAGGAGCCUAUCCGGACGGACUUGGUGCCAGCCGUCCAGCCACCAUCCUUCCUGGACCCCAAUGGCUUCAUCUCACCGUCAGAGCCGCCAACUAGGCUCAUCGUCAUCUUCGAGGUGGACCUACAGCUCGGUGAUCCGAGCACCACGUUAAGUUUGUGUCCGACGCUGUUGCCAAGCGCAACGUCCGAAGAUCCUGGCAUCUGCAACUGCGGCUCUGCGGAAGACUGCGCCGCCCUAUGCCUCACGCAAGCGAACAUGCAAGUGGAGCUUUUGAGCUCCCGUGUGCUCAUGGCCCAGUUUGGAUCCCUGCUCCGCCCGCUGACGGGGUGCCCCUACGUUGCACUCAUGGAGGCAGGGUUUCUGCAGACGCAGCUGACUCCCAGUCGUCCUUCGCCAAGGACCGAAUGGAGCUUCAUCUAUUGGCCGCCCAUACCCAGCGGCACUCUGAGCUUGUUCAGCGGCACGGUAACUUCGCUCACCGUUCGGGUCACCUGGAGCAUUCCAAUGACGACAACCUGUGGAGUUCUAGUUGGCUCCAGCCUAAUGCAGCAGACCGACCCUUUGGACUUUACGGGCAGUCGCGAGUUCCUGGAGGUUCGGAUCACUGGCCUUACGCCUUUCACGCAGUACACCGUCACUUGCACAGGCAGCGCCAUUGGUGACCCUAUGGUGACUGCCACUGUGUCAGAGAGCGGGUUAUCGACCGCACCGGACACCAACGAUCGACUCUCUGACAUUGUCGUCAGUGUCCAGGCUAUAUGCACUGUCGUCACCACCGUGAGCAACUCCACGAAUACUUCUGUCGCAAACGUUUCCCAAACGCUUGUUCCCGUCGUGGCUGCCUUUACCCCAGUGUUUGAUCCGCUAGUUCGCCAUUACCAGAUGGUCUUGGAUGCUGAGGAGGUGCGCGACCUGUGCAGCGAGAGCGACGUUGAAGCCCUCUUCAGGAUCGAGGUGGGUGCUGUGACGCAGAGUGCCUUUGCGACUGCUUCUGUUGACCAACCGGUUCAAAUCUUGGUCCAGCCACUUCCGGACGCGACCGGUUUCCUUCCACCUGAAGUGCCGCGGAGUCGCUUCAGCCAGGUGCGGCUCACUGUGGAACCGCCACAGCAAGGACAGACCUUGCCGCAAGACUACAUCUUGGAUGUAGUGGUAGGCGUUCUGGAUGUGCGUUUGGAGUCGGCUGGCAUACCGACGCUCCUGUCAGCUGAUGCAUCGUCUUCGGGGGAGUUUGUCAUCUCAGCACCGCGUGCUAUGGAGGCGUCCAGCCUGGGGCUUCGCAUCGGUCCUUUCCCGCAGCUUUUGGCCCUCACGGCUGUGGAGAACUACACUGAGAAUCUCCUUGAAAGGACCCGCUACAACUUCAGCGCCGCCAACCUGGUUGGGCUGGGCAGUCAGUUAACCAUCAUGAUACUGGUGCAGCCACCACCCGGGAGCGGCUUCCCGACACUUGAAGUCCGCACCAUCUUCGUGGUCAGCUUUCAGCAGCCAACGGUGACCUCGAUUGAAACCAACAUGAUCAACAACAGCGUCUCCCUGGUGCAGAGCACCGUGGUCACUGUGGUGGGGACCCAUCUGGCUGUCCCAGAUCAAUUCACUACUGAACCUUUGAGCGUCGAGAUCUUCGUAGCUGGUGUACCAGCAAACUGCACAACCUCCGACUGCCAAGAGCCUGCGCUGCAAGCCCUUCUAGAUGCCGGCGAGAUGAGUCUCUGUUCGGACCUCGUGGUCGUUUCCACGGAUACCUGUACAUGCAGCAUGGAGCCCACAGCCCACGCACAGCUUGCCAUUUGCCUCGUCCUUCGGACUGGCUUCUUCGCUGGCCGGUACUGCGCGGCCUUUGGGCCUCCGGCCUCCCUUCAGCCCGGCCAGCCUGCGGUGGGAGGCCUGUCGCAGCCAGUCCAGGACAUGUCGUCCUCGGAGCCCUUCAUAGUGAUCGUGGAUGGUGACCUUCCCUGGGACAACGUGUCGCAAGGUUACCUCCAGGUGUGGGCGACGCCUUUGUUCGACGUCCCUGCGGAUGUCUCAAAUCCAGGCAGCGGCUAUCAGCCGCUUUGCUCCCAGGCGGUCCGCAUGGACAACAACAGCAUCCUAUGCUUCCGAAGUCAGAACUUCAACGUCUCGCAGCUGGGAAGUUGGUCGAACGUCUAUGUGCAGAGUGGGCCAGAUGCCACCUCGACAAAUAUCGUUGAGCGGGCGCUUCAGAUCAAUCAGCCUCGCAUCUUCCAGAUCACUCGCAGCCAUGAGUUCGAAGUGGGUGCUCUUGAAGUCACCAUCCAGGGGGAGCACUUUGGCACUGAGGCGAAUGGCAACAUGGUGGUGCAGCUGGAGACCUUUGGGUCAAACACAACGGCGGUGCCGGAUCUGUCCCUUGCCGAAGACCUCGGCGAGCCGACCCACUUUGUGAAUUGCCAGAUCAUCGACCACCAGGACAGGGAGGUGCGCUGUCGCGUCGAGGAUCAAAGUCUUUUCGGUGCCGAGAUUUCAGGUGAAUACUACAAUGAGACCAUUGAAGUGGACGAGGGCCGCCGUCUGCAGGAAGGACAGCCUUUGGACCUGGACAGGUUGGCUCUUCGGCUGUCGCAGCUGCCUGUGGCCUUUUCGGUGUUUUAUGAGCUGGAUUGCAGCGUCCUCGAAAGGCUCAAUGAGACCUGCGGCAGCCGUCCUCAGAAUCUGUCUGCCCUGACGAGGCUUUAG